AUGGGUGUGGGGCCGACGAUCUAUGUCUUAAGGCUGUACCGAGGUGUGGUGUCCCUUGCGUGGAUAGUGGAUGCUGUGCAGAGGCUGGGGGAGAGUAGGGAUGAACAGAAAGGGGAUCUUCUGAGAGGGUUGCUAAUCGUGGUACUGAGAUCGUCAACCCUUGUCUGGGUUCUUUGGUUUGGUCUCAGGCUCUGGCUUUGUAGAGACAGACUGGGGCUUUUUGAUAGAUUCGUCUGUCUGAAUGGGGGUCCACCUGGAGUCACGAUCCUGUGUGAAGGAGAUCAAAACCUUGCCCUGAGCAAGAAUGUGGACUUGAGAAAGGGAAGAUCCGUGAGUGUCCGGGAAAGAAGCAAGGAGGGCAGGAGGAGGGGGCCCCCGAUAAGCCGGAGCGAUAGGAGGAAACAGUGGACGAUGGGCGAUCUCUUGCUUUGCCAGCGAGACACGACUGGUUACUGGAGGGAUGCUUGUCUUGUGUUCAAGACAACAACGGCCAGAAUCAUCAAUCGUUGCGGUUCAUCGGAAGCCCCGGCUAGAGGAAAUUCGAUAAAUCCAAUGAUCGGUCACUUGGAACUGAAGUCAUCUAGACAUUCGAUGAGUCCAGCCGAUUGGUCACCUGCGUUGCUCGCCACUGUUGAUUGGUGA
Molecule: messenger RNA, 642 nt
Organism: Aspergillus costaricaensis CBS 115574
Lineage: Eukaryota; Fungi; Ascomycota; Eurotiomycetes; Eurotiales; Aspergillaceae
Exons: 6
Coding region: 1-642 (213 amino acids)
Source: RefSeq, a predicted model, not a curated record